Messenger RNA from Penicillium paradoxum, 1011 nucleotides. Its product is annotated as endonuclease/exonuclease/phosphatase family protein. The transcript has a single exon. Gene Ontology annotation, biological process: double-strand break repair. The record is from RefSeq and is a predicted model, not a curated record. Gene Ontology annotation, molecular function: 5'-tyrosyl-DNA phosphodiesterase activity; single-stranded DNA binding. The coding region runs from base 1 to 1011 and encodes 336 amino acids. Gene Ontology annotation, cellular component: cytoplasm; PML body. NCBI's taxonomy places the organism in Eukaryota, Fungi, Ascomycota, Eurotiomycetes, Eurotiales, Aspergillaceae.
AUGGACAUCUACGCGCGCAUGCGAUCAAGCAUCGUAUCCUGGAAACAUGACAUCCCCCUCCCACCCGAUCUACCAGUAACCUCCAAAUUCCAAUCCUGGUAUUCAUUCAACAUCCCCUCCCAGCAAUGGGACCCCGUAAGCCCAAACAAAACAACAGAUCCACCACACAGUAAUACACCGGACAUAACCCUCCUAACCUGGAACAUCGACGCACUAUCCAAGCGAUCAACAGACCGCGUCGCAGAAAUCCUCACCUUCAUCACAACCAUCACCCCAAAAGCGGAUAUCAUAUUCCUACAAGAGGUUUCACAAUCCGCCCUCCAACAGAUCCUAGCUGAUAAGCGUAUCCGCGAAUCCUGGUUCUCAAGCGAACACGAGAACACAACAUGCCGAAACUCAUUUACGACGAUGACGCUAGUCUCCAAGCCACGCUGUGCAGUUGGCACCGGAAACGGGCUCGCGCUGGGUCCCGUCUGGAGGGUAUCCUUUCCAAGUUAUUUUGGCAGAGAUGCGCUCUUCUGUGAUAUAUUUCUUCCUUCGUCUACAGACUCGACGAGAGUACGACUUGCGAAUGUCCAUUUGGACUCUUUGCCUAUCAAACCAUCUCACCGGCCACGACAGCUCUCGAUUGUUUCUUCGUUUCUGCGUAGCGCGGGGUGUGGACUUGUUGCUGGGGAUUUCAAUCCGGUGCUGGAGGAUGAUGCCGGUCUUGUAGAGGAUAAUGGACUGACGGAUGUCUGGACGGCACUUCGUCCUGGCGAACCUGGGUAUACGUGGGGAGCGGAUGGGGAGCAGGCGUUUCCGGCGAAUCGGAUGGAUAAGGUUGCGUUGCUUGGACUGGAGGCUUGUGAUAUUCAGGUAUUCGCGCCGCAGCCAGUUGGGGAGCUGGUAGGAAGAGAGAAUGCUCGGAUUGAUACGGAUAGGCCUGAGUCUCAGCAGAUACAAGUCACCGAUAUUACGCUGUGGAGUGAUCAUCAUGCGGUGCUUUGCUCUUUUAGACUUGGAGAGUGA